Molecule: messenger RNA, 912 nt
Organism: Prorocentrum cordatum
Lineage: Eukaryota; Dinophyceae; Prorocentrales; Prorocentraceae
Source: the annotation of a GenBank genome assembly
CGAUAUCCAUAUCCACCGCCCGCUGGGGCACCAGGACGUCGGUUCCCAGGCGGGGGAUAUGGAUAACAAAUCCCCGCCUCACACUUCAGGCCGGCUGGAUGGCAGGAGUCCGAUGAGGGCCAUCUUGCCCUUGGACGUUCGGCUGGAGGGAGCAGUUGCUCGCCUCCCUGGAAUCGUAGUGUCAAGCCGGGCCUGUCCCUCUACAGGGGGCAUACUCAAAAAUGGUCCAACAAUAGUCUGGGGACCAUUUUGUGAGUAUGUUUGGGCAUCUUUUGAACAUGGUUUGACCAUUUUUUAUUUUGCGUCCACAUUCCCCCUGUAUAGGAGGACAGGUCCGACUGAAUCGCAGUGCCAUGCCGCCGAGGCCGGCCAGACGGCACGUGCCCCUUCUUUCGGCACGCUCGGCUCGAGCGCGCAGCUGCUCGGGACCGAACACCUCUCCGUGCCACCUGAAUCUAUGGUCUUUGCUUUCGUAGAUCGUCAGCAUUGCACGCUCGGGUGGAGCGCGCAGCUGCUCGGGACCGAAUAUAUUUCCAUGCCACCUGAAUCUAUGGUCUUUGCUUUCGUAGAUCGUCAGCAUUGCACGCUCGGGUGGAGCGCGCAGCUGCUCGGGACCGAAUAUAUUUCCAUGCCACCUGAAUAUAUGGUUUUUGCUUUCGUAGAUCGUCAGUAUGGCGGCGCGCCCUCAACUUCGCCGCCUGCUGCCGUCGUCGAAUCUGUUUUUGUUCCAGCAGAUGUUGUCACUGCGAGAUGCGGUCGGCCUGCUCGUGAACGGCCGAUGGGCCAAGCAGUUGCAAAAAUACUGUGAUAUGGAUAGCGGCGCGCGGUGCGAUGCAUCCGCCCCUUCUCUGGAUUUAGAGGCCCACGAAAAAAAACUCCCGGCUUCAUGCGGUUACAGUGGAAACCCAUGCC